Molecule: messenger RNA, 2393 nt
Organism: Passer domesticus (house sparrow)
Lineage: Eukaryota; Metazoa; Chordata; Aves; Passeriformes; Passeridae
Gene: GPR171
Product: G protein-coupled receptor 171
Exons: 5
Coding region: 287-1903 (538 amino acids)
Biological process (GO): G protein-coupled receptor signaling pathway
Cellular component (GO): membrane
Molecular function (GO): G protein-coupled purinergic nucleotide receptor activity
Source: RefSeq, a predicted model, not a curated record
CACCCCCGUCCCCGCCGAUCCCCGCGCAGCCGCCAGGCCCGAGCUCUCGGCGCUCCCGGCAGCCGAGGGACCGAGCCAGCCCCGCGGCCGCCGUCCCGCACCGUGCCCGGGUGAGACGCCGCCUCCGCCACCCGCUCCUGUGCCCCGCAAACGCCCUCGAACGUCCUCGGGUGUUUUUAAGUGUCCCAGCAGGAGCAGAGGCCCCGUCCUGGGAAUGGACAGCGCUGCAGACCCUCAGCAAAGCCCCCCAGCAGGCACCUGAGGCCAGGAAUGAAGAUACUGCAAGAUGCUCAACUCCAGCAGCAGCUCCUCAGGCAGCAACUGCAGCCACAGCACGGUGAUAACCACGACAGUCAUCCCGCUGCUCUACUGCUUCAUCUUCCUCGCGGGGCUCUCGCUCAACGCCCUGGCAGCCUGGGUCUUCCUCUACGUUUCCAGCACUAAGAGCUUUAUUGUCUAUCUCAAGAACAUCGCUGUGGCCGAUCUCCUCAUGAGCCUGACGUUUCCCUUCAAAAUCCUGGCUGAUUCGGGGCUUGGCCCCGCGGAGCUGAGCCUGUUCGUGUGCAGGUACUCGGCAGUCGUGUUCUACAUGAACAUGUACAUCGGCAUCACCUUCUUCGGCCUCAUCGGCUUUGACAGCUGUUUGAACGCCGGGUUUAACUGCGUCAGUCAGCCCCUCUGGAAACCACAGCCGCCUCUGGGGCCGGCAGAGGCAGCCUGGGCAGAAGGGCACGCAGAGGCACUCGGGGACACCAGACCUCUGCAGAAUGCUCAGCACACCCCGGGCCCCCAGGACAGGUCUGUGAUACCUCCUGUCAGCAAAGCCAACUCACACAAGGAGUUUACAAUGUCAAGCAACUUCUCUGAAUGUCAUCUCCAUGAAGAAAUGGAACCUUUUACCUAUUUUUACUACUUGAUUUUUCUUAUGGGAAUUAUUGGAAGCUGUUUUGCCCUGUGGGCAUUCACACAGAAGGACCAGAAACAGAAAUGCAUGAGCAUCUACUUAAUCAACCUCCUCACUGCAGAUUUCUUGCUGACUUUGACACUGCCAGUGAAGAUUAUUGUUGACCUAGGAAUUGCAUCCUGGAAUCUGAGAAUAUUCCACUGCCAAGUCACGGCGUGCUUCAUCUACCUGAACAUGUAUUUAUCCAUCAUAUUUUUGGGAUUCGUGAGCAUGGAUCGCUGCCUCCAGCUGAUGCACAGCUCUAAGGUCUACCGCAUCCAGGAGCCUGGCUUUGCCAAGACCCUGUCAGCAGUGGUGUGGGUCAUGCUUCUCCUGAUAACGGUGCCCAACAUGGCCAUUCCCACAAAACACAUCGAGGAGCAGCCUGGCGUCGGCUGCAUUGACUUCAAAACGAAGUUCGGGAGGGACUGGCACGUGUUCACCAACUUCAUCUGCACGGCGAUAUUCCUGAACUCCUCGGCGGCGAUCCUGGUGUCCAACUGCCUGCUGGUGAGGCAGCUGCGCCGGCACGGGCGCGGCGAGCGCGGCGGGCGCGUGCGGGCGGCGCUGGCGCACGUGCUGCUGGUGACGGCCGCCUACCUGCUGUGCUUCGUGCCCUACCACGCCGUGCGCAUCCCCUACACGCUGAGCCAGGGCAGCGCCAGCGCCAGCUGCCCGCUCCGCCGCGCCCUCUUCAAAGCCAAGGAGUCCACCCUGCUCUUCGCCAUCGCAAACCUCUGCUUGGACCCCGUCCUCUACUACCACCUUUCCAAAUCCUUCAGGCUGAAAUUCACGGAGGCCUUUGCAGCCCCCAAGGAGGCCACGGCGCUCAGGGCCGCCGAGGAGGCGCAGCAGCAGAGCUGCAGCCUGCCUGGGGACACGAGCAGAGCCUGCCCGCCCGCAGCACCUGCAGCUCUGCGUGACUGCAGCACGGCCGACAGCGCUCCUGCUGAGCCCUGAGCCCAGGCGGGAGCAAAACACCAUUGGGGCAUGAGCAAAACACCAUUGGGGCACGAGCAAAACACCGCCGGGGCACGAGCAAAACACCGCCGGGGCACACCUACGGCUCUGUGACCCGCUCACACAGCGCCCUGGGCACACAGCCUCCAGGGAUGCCCUCACCAGCAGCUCAAAGCACAGCGCUGACCCACCAGGCGUGAGAAUCCGUGUUCAGACUCAAACAUACCUUGGAAUUAUUUAUGGCAGACACCUGGACCCGCCUUUACUAAGUUCAAUAUUGUGCAUUUACUGUAUUAAAGGACUUGGUGCUAUCAAGUGAAGAAAUUAGUAAACCUCAGUUCUUCAGCUGCAAAGCUGAUUUGACAAGAUUAACCAAAAAGCAUUCUAGAGGGCAUCGUUUACUCCAAAAAGGGAUUUUAAAAUGCACUGAUUAAAAAUUAUUGUAUCUGCUUACACCACACCUGCAGGCUUCAUAAAUAAAUUAUUUCUU